GACCUAGAUCUAGGCCUAGAAUCUACUACGUUAACAAAAACUAGCUAGCCGAGCACACGAUCUUUCAACACAUCUGAUCUGAUUGCUAAUUGUCUCGAAACAGUGUUCAUCAAAAUGGGUAGUAUGAAGAGCAAGCAAAAUUCGAAUGUCCAACGAGUGGAAAUUGCUGAUAGAUUUCCGCCCAAGACCAAGUCGGAUUUCAGCAAGUUGGAAACGAUGGAAAUCCUCUAUCCCAACAUCAUUGAGGACACUUGUACGGUGGGUACGAGAGGCUGCUGUCAACAUAAUGAUGAGCCACUCCCACAUUCUCGCAAUUCUCCAAACCAAGAUUACAGCAAACCAGAAACCUUGAAAAACCUCCUUCCAAACAUCACUAAGGACACUUGUACGGUGGGUACGACAGGCUUCUGUCAACAUGAUGAUGAGCCACUCCCACAUUCUCGCAAUUCUCCAAACCAAGAUUACAGCAAACCAGAGACCUUGGAAAACCUGCUUCCAAACAUCACCGAGGACACUUGUACGGUGGGUACGAGAGGCUGCUGUCAACAUAAUGAUGAGCCACUCCCACAUUCUCGCAAUUCCCCAAACCAAGAUUACAGCAAACCAGAGACCUUGAAAAACCUGCUUCCAAACAUCACUGAGGACACUUGUACGGUGGGUACGUCAGGCUGCUGUCAACAUGAUGAUGAGCCACUCCCACAUUCUCGCAAUUCCCCAAACAAAGUUCACGACCAAUUGGAGGAUCGAAAGAGAUCAAAAAAUGUCUUCCCUGGGAAUCUGCAGAGGUCUGGAGGGUCUGAAGAUUUGCAGAGACAGGAUAAAGGUUUGAAAAGAUCCAAGACUUUCAAUUCUGAGGGUCUCCAGACACCAAACGAGCUCUACUAUCAGUAUUUCAGUGACUUGACCCAUCAUGCCUUUGAGGGCACACAAGGAAUCAAUCCUGUCCUCCAGAAGGGUCUCCAGGCAAUCAUUCUUCAAAUUUUGAUGUUCAUGAAAAUCGCUGGGAAAUUUCCUCAUGCUGUAAUUUCCAUGGCUAUCCUUACCCUAAUCCCGGUCGCAUGUGCAGCAGUUCAAGUGCAUAUCAAUUGCACGAGUGGAGCCGUGAUUACAUCUCCAAAUUAUCCAACCAUGUACCAGCUAUAUGAGCGCAAAGAAUGGAAUGUCAAUGCACUGGAAGGAAGAAGGAUCCUUCUGACCUUCAAUCACUUCAGUCUAGGGGCUUCAGAUAAAGUCGAGGUCAUAGACCCUGCUGAUGAUCAAAAUAGACAGUGCUACAGUGGAGAGGAAAUCACCAUCCCUCCAUUUAUGUCUAGGAACAACAGCUUGAUUUUGAGAUUAACAUCAAAUGGAAACCCAACAGGGAAUGGAUUCAACAUUUCUGCCUCAUGCUACAAACUGCCAGCGUCUUUUGGCUUCUGUAAUCAGACGGAUGACGUCAUGAAUGGAUCAUGGGAUUCUAACAUCACGUGGGUUGGUUCCAUUGUUCAUCUCACAUGUGAUGAUGGAUACAGGCUUAAUGGUAGUGGAACACUGCAGUGCGCAACAGGGGUGUCUCCAAACCUUCCUGUCUGGAACGGUUCAACUCCAACAUGUGAAAUGAUUACAGACACUCUCCCAGUGACUAGUGGACCGGAUAAUGCUGGUAUAGCCAUUUCAUCAUCUAUGACCGCUCUCUACAUGUGCAUCAUAUGUGCUGCUGUUGUUCAUCUGAUGCAGCUUCAGUGACUGGUGAUGGAACCACCAGUGACUGGGAUGGAAUAAUACUACCUGAAGUAUUGCAUCUGCUGCACUUUUCUACUGGCCGGAU
Strongylocentrotus purpuratus (purple sea urchin) is the source of this 1807-nucleotide messenger RNA. RefSeq lists its product as uncharacterized. The record is from RefSeq and is a predicted model, not a curated record. The transcript has 11 exons. Lineage: Eukaryota; Metazoa; Echinodermata; Echinoidea; Camarodonta; Strongylocentrotidae. The coding region runs from base 115 to 1725 and encodes 536 amino acids.